Messenger RNA from Chilo suppressalis (striped riceborer), 1337 nucleotides. The record is from the annotation of a GenBank genome assembly. Lineage: Eukaryota; Metazoa; Arthropoda; Insecta; Lepidoptera; Crambidae.
CAACAAUUAUCCUUAUCUGUAUUUAGACACACCGUCACUAAUGAACAUUGGUUUCCCAUUCUUCAUAGUUUAGUUUUUAACUAUUCGUGACUAAACGAAUUGCUCUGCUGCUCCCUGAAUAAAAUAAAAAAUAAAAUGAGCUUUGAAAAUGAGUAUUAUCCAUACGAAAUAAUAAAGUUGGACCCGAAAGAGCGCGCGGAAGUGUUUAAACUUUUCAGUGGUGCUUCGUGCUUAAUCGAUGACUUCGUCCGUAUCGGUCCAAAAGGCUACUGGCUUCCCCAUGGAUUUACAGACUUGGCUCCUAAAAUCUACAAUAUGGCGGUUAGACCAGAUGACAUUUGGGUGACUACAUAUCCAAAAUCAGGCACAACAUUGUUGCAAGAGUUAGUGUGGCUGGUGGCAAACAAUUUUGACUACGCUAAAGCUGAGGCUAUUCCACUUGUGAAAAGAUUCCCCUUUAUAGAGUUUGCAAUGUUUCUUAACAGCGAAAAGGCACGAACUGUUUUAGAACGUGACGCGAAAAACAAGGCUAUGUUAAAGGCAAUUAAUGAAGUGAUCGAUCAAGUGUCGUCGAUGCAGUCACAGCGGUACAUCAAGUCGCACCUGCCGCUGUCCCUGCUGCCGCCCGCGCUGCUGGACACCUGCCGCGUGAUGCACGUGGCGCGCGACCCCAGGGACGUGGUCGUCUCCUACUACCACCACAAUGAGUUCAUUCAGUCCAGAGGCUACUCAGGCAACUUUAAACAAUUCUGGAACUUAUUUAUCCAAAACAGGCUUGACUGGACUCCGUACUUCGAAAACGUAAAAGAAGCAUGGGAAAAAAGAAACCAUCCUAACAUGCUCUUCCUAUUUUAUGAAGACAUUUUGCAGGACAUACCAGCAACAAUAAAAAGGGUAGCAGCAUUCCUCGGAAAAACAGUGACAGAUGAACAGCUCAGCCGGCUCAGCAACCAUCUAAGCUUCGACAACUUUAAGAAAAAUAAAUCUGUUAACAUGGACGCGCUUAAGGAUUUUGUUUUUGUAAACAAAGACAAAUCUUUCAUAAGAAAAGGCAAGGCGGGUGGAUGGCAUGAUUACUUUGAUGAGGAGAUGAUGCAACAAGCGCAGCAGUGGAUGGAAUACAACCUGAGAGAUACGGACCUGAGAUUUCCCACCGUUAAAUAAAUUUAUUAGAAAUAAUUAGAAAUAAUCGUUAAUGGUAAAGGUACCUAUCAUCCUUGCACCGUUUUCACAGCUGACGCAGCUACCUCGUCACCGAGAAUAAGACCUGGGACCACCAAUCGCAUAGAUGAAGAGUAUUAUUAUUCUCAACAAAAUGUUUUACUUUGUAGUACUAU